AUGGACGAAUUGAAGGCUCCCACCACCAGCGAACAGAGCCUGGCAACCUGGUCACCAUCCACGCGCCGGUCGCCGAAUGCCAGCAAUGCAGACCUUGCGAAACUCUCCCUUCCCAGCACAGCCGACCCGCCGUCUGCCUCGAAUCCGCCCAAACAGAAAAUUUGGCUCAUUUUCGGCGCCACAGGCCACAUGGGCCGAUCGGUGACCAAAACGGCACUAUCUCAUGGCGACAUCGUCAGUGCUGUUGGGCAAUCGCUCGAAGACACACCCUCCUCUAUGGAGAACUGGCAUGACGACCCGGACCGGUACCUUGGACUGUUAUGCGACGUACGGAUCCGGGAGACUGUAGCCAGCGCGAUUGACAAGACGAUAAAGCAUUUCGGCCGUAUCGACAUCAUCGCCAACUGUGCUGGGUACGGGGUCAUAGGGGCGUGCGAGGACCAAGACGAGCACGAGAUCCGCAACCAGUUCGAGACCAACUUUAUGGGCACGCUCAACAUCAUCCAGCUAUCGUUGCCCUAUUUCCGCAAACGUCAGUCUGGCCGGUAUCUGGUCUUCAGCAGCACAUCGGGCGCCCUGGGCGUGCCGGGGCUUGGUCCCUACUGCGCGACCAAGUACGCGGUGGAAGGACUGAUCGAAAGCAUGCUGUACGAAGUGGACCAGUUCAGCAUCAACGCGACGCUCGUCCAGCCGGCCCAUCUGCGCCGUGACGACGUGCACGUCAUGGCCAACGGUCAGCGGCUGCCCAUGUUCGGCCACUUCAAGGUGGCCAAGGCCUCGGAGCCAUACAUGGGCAAAGACGCCCCCGCGGCCCACGCCCAACGUACCCUGCACUGGAUCGGCGACAAUCAACCAACCAGCGUCGUGAAGGCCGCCGAACUCAUCUGGCAGCUCGGCCAUUGUCGCUACCCGCCCUUGAGGCUGCUGUUGGGCAGUUACGCCGUCGACAGUAUCCGCGACCGGCUGAAGAGCAUCAUCGAGGAGAUUGAAGAUUGGAAACAUCUCAGCUUCCCGCCCCUGGAGGGCCACGAGGAAAAGACGGCCGAAGAUGACGAUGGCGAGGGUGAGGCCGACAGGGAUGGGGAAGACGAUGACGAUGACGCCGAUGCAGAGGGCUACAGAGAGGGAGAUGACGAUGAUGACAAUGACGAAAAUCUAGCGACAGAGGUUGAGCACGAUCUCGGUUCUGUUGAGGGGCAGCGGACAUCUAUACGUUCCAUCAAAGUCGAGCAUAUGGAUCUGGACGACUGA
Messenger RNA from Capronia coronata CBS 617.96, 1251 nucleotides. RefSeq lists its product as uncharacterized. Lineage: Eukaryota; Fungi; Ascomycota; Eurotiomycetes; Chaetothyriales; Herpotrichiellaceae. The coding region runs from base 1 to 1251 and encodes 416 amino acids. The record is from RefSeq and is a predicted model, not a curated record. The transcript has a single exon.